AUGAAGAUAGAACUCCUUAAGAAUGGAUAGAAAUUUGUAUAUAGAGUAAUCUUCCACAUGCAAAAAUGUUCGAUGUUUGGUGAAUUAGACAAAUACACUUGGACAGAUGUUGAAGUGAUCGGUUUUGAGAAUGGUAAAUUCGAAGUUAAAAUAUUGAGAUCAAACAAAAUCAAAAGGAUUGGCAGAUUAUCAUUAUAAUUUUACUUGGAAGACCCUGUAAAGUUUGAACAAAGAGUUGAAUUGUGUAAACAAAGACAAAGAAUGCAAAUGAUGAAUUGA
Messenger RNA from Paramecium octaurelia, 279 nucleotides. The record is from the annotation of a GenBank genome assembly. NCBI's taxonomy places the organism in Eukaryota, Ciliophora, Oligohymenophorea, Peniculida, Parameciidae.